Molecule: messenger RNA, 3572 nt
Organism: Phragmites australis (common reed)
Lineage: Eukaryota; Viridiplantae; Streptophyta; Magnoliopsida; Poales; Poaceae
Product: kinesin-like protein KIN-14C
Exons: 22
Coding region: 262-3186 (974 amino acids)
Biological process (GO): microtubule-based movement
Molecular function (GO): microtubule binding; ATP binding; microtubule motor activity
Source: RefSeq, a predicted model, not a curated record
AAAACCCAACUAACCAGUGCAGAGGAAAGAGAGGAACAAGAAACGGGAGCUGCUGAGCCAGAGCGCAUCGGUCCAGCACGAGUAAGGGGGAGAGGAGAAGCCGAGAGAACCCAGGCCAAGAGCCCCAGAGCUCUCGCCGAUCCGCCUCCACAGCUCUCCCGACCUCCCGCAUUUCCUCGAGGUCGCUUGAUUGCCGAAUCCGAGCUGCCCCGCCGGAGGGCUCGAUCUGGGCCCAGAUCGGCCAGCAUUUCGACCCUGUGCAUGCUCCGGUCCCGGCGGCGAGGGAUGGAGAACGGGUGCGGCGAGUACGACGAGUUCCAUGCAGCCAAUCGGCGUGCUGAGGUGAUAGAUUGGCUCGGCGGGUUGCUGCCGAAUUUCGAUUUGCCGUUGGAUUCUUCGGACGAGGAGCUGCGGGAAUACCUCAUCGACGGCACGGCGCUAUGCUACAUUGCGGACAAGCUCAUGCCCGGUGUUCAGGAGGGAAUGUGGGGUGGUUUUGCAUCGGACCAGCGGUCGAAUGUGAAGAAGUUCCUCUCUGUUGUCGCGGAGAUGGGUCUGCCAGGCUUCAGUGUGAAGGAUCUGGAGGAGGGAUCAGUGUCUUCUGUAGUGGAGUGUCUCUUAGCUCUAAAGUAUAAUGUGACUACAGGCUUGGGUCAAAACAUUUCAAACAAUGCUUUUAAAACUCCUCUUAGAAGGAAACUGGAACUUCGAGAAUCCGAUGGGCCUAUAAUUUCAGUUGUGACACCAGGGAAAAGAUCUCCUGGGGAGGAAAGACGGAAAGGCCAUUGGGACCCCAAGUCUCAGCAAAGAAGUACUCUUCAUUCAGGACAAAAGGUCCAUGACGCUUUCCAACUUAAACGGGGCUCCUACACCGAUCUUCCUGCUGACAAAAUUUCGGAGAUGAUGCAUUCAAGUAGUCUAGAUAAUGCCCCUACCCAAUCACUCCUUAGAGUUGUUAAUGGCAUUCUAGAUGAGAGCAUUGAGAGGAAAAGAGGAGAAAUACCACAUCGCGUUGUUUACUUGCUGAGGAACGUUGUUCAAGAGAUUGAGCAUCGCAUUUCUAUUCAAGCAGAUCACAUAAGAAAUCAAAAUAGUAUCAUCAAGACUCGGGAAGACAAGUACCGUUCAAAAAUCAAAGCACUCGAGACAUUAGUAAAUGGAACAAAUGAAGAAAAUGAGAUGACAAUAAACCGGCUUGAGCUAGUUGAGGUAGAGAAAUCAAAAAUUGAUGAGAAAAGAAAACUAGGCGAGCAAGACAUGGUUCGUCUGAUGCGAGAAAAGGAGAGUGCAGAAAAUACAAUUGCUUCCCUUCAGCAAGAAAUACAGAUCAUGAGUAGGAUGCAUGAACAAUACCGUGCGCAAAUGGAAACAGAAGCAAGGCAGAUGGAGGAACACUUGGCUAUGAGAGUUGAGGAGGCUGAGUUUCUUCUAAUGCAAUCAAAAAAGAAAGUUGAAGAGAUUGAGUCUGCUUCCCAACUAAAAUCUCAACUUUGGAGCAGGAAGGCAAACAUUUUCCAGAGUUUUAUGGAUAAUCAAAAAUUGUCCAUCAAGGACAUAAGGAUAUCAUCUCAGUCCAUUAAGCAGGAAAUGUUUGCCCUUCAAAUGAAAUGGAGGGAUGAAAUAUCUAGCAUUGGACAUGACUUAAAGGGUUUAGUAGAUGCUGCCGACAAUUACCAUAAAGUUCUUUCUGAAAAUCAGAAGCUAUUUAAUGAAGUACAGGAGCUUAAAGGUAAUAUCAGAGUUUAUUGUCGUGUCAGGCCAUUUCUUCCUGGUCAAGAUGGAAAAUCAACUACUGUUGAUUAUAUUGGUGAAAACGGUGAGAUUUUCAUUUCAAACCCCUCCAAGCAAGGGAAGGAUGGGUAUCGAAUGUUCAAGUUUAACAAGGUGUUUAGUACACAUGCUUCUCAAGCUGAAGUUUUCUCUGAUACCCAGCCAUUGAUCAGAUCAGUUCUUGAUGGGUUCAAUGUGUGCAUUUUUGCGUAUGGUCAAACUGGUUCAGGAAAGACUUACACAAUGAGUGGACCGGGCACAUCAAAAGAAGAUUGGGGUGUCAACUAUCGAGCUUUAAAUGACUUGUUCAACAUCUCUCUAAGUAGAAGGAAUGCUUUCUCAUAUGAGGUGGGAGUGCAGAUGGUUGAGAUUUACAACGAACAAGUGCGGGAUCUUCUAUCAACUGAUGUUGCGCAAAAAAGACUCGGAAUUUGGAGUACUUCUCAGCCUAAUGGACUUGUCGUACCUGAUGCGAGCUUACAUCCAGUCAACUCAACAUCAGAUGUGCUAGAGUUGAUGGAUAUUGGACAAACAAAUAGAGCAGUUGGAUCAACAGCUCUAAAUGAAAGGAGUAGUCGAUCUCACAGCAUUCUAACUGUGCAUGUUAGAGGGCUGGAUUUGAAGAAUGGAUCUACUUCUCGAGGAUGUCUACAUCUGAUUGAUCUUGCUGGGAGUGAGAGAGUCGAACGAUCUGAAGCAAUUGGCGAUAGAUUAAAAGAAGCACAGUAUAUUAAUAAAUCCCUUUCUGCUCUUGGUGAUGUGAUUUUUGCUUUGGCACAGAAAAACGCCCAUGUUCCAUACAGAAACAGCAAGCUGACUCAAGUUCUUCAAAGCUCUUUAGGUGGACAAGCAAAGACACUGAUGUUUGUUCAAAUAAAUCCCGAUAUUGAUUCAUAUUUAGAAACAAUAAGCACUUUAAAGUUUGCAGAAAGAGUUUCUGGAGUUGAGUUAGGUGCCGCAAGGAGUAACAAAGAGGGCAAAGAUAUAAAAGACCUGCUAGAACAGGUUUCAUAUUUGAAAGACACCGUAUCACGAAAAGAUAUGGAAAUCGAGCAGCUUCAACUUCUCAAGGACAAAACCAAAUCUCCAAGUUCAUUAACUGAUAGAAAUGACAGUAGCCAACAGAUCCAGCGAUUAUCAGGGGCUGCGGCAUCGGAUGAAACCGAAUGUGAAGAUAAUGUGUCUGAUGAUGGCUGCUCGGUAGCUGAUUCUGUUGGCGCUGCUUCAGAGGCAGCAGCAGAACAGAUGCAGAAAGCGCCUUCAAGGAUAGCCAGGCUGUUCCUCACAAAGAAUGGGCAGCCAACAAACUCCAAACCAAAACCAAGGGAACCUAUUCCGAAACUUCCAGGUCGCGUGAAAUCAACAGGAAGCCAGGUGAUCGGAGGAACUUCAGUCAAGCCCCCGAGAAGGAAGUAGAGAUACCGGGCAGGGUUUAGCAGAUGGUCUGUUAUCCCUUUCAUCUGUGAUGUAACACUCGAGAGUUUAUGCAGAAACGCAGUAGGUGGUUUAGGAAGAGUAUGUUACUGUAUCGAUUAAAGAUGAUGGGCCGCCGUAUUCAGGCUUGCCGUUGUAAUGGGAAGUGACCUGGGCGCAAUGCUGUGGUUCAGGCCGGGCGUGUGGAGUGAGUAGAAGGUAGCAGCCCCGGGCGCACGGCGUGCGCCGAGCCGGUGCCAGGCGGGCUGCUGCUGCUGCGUCCGCCACCGGUGACCAGUCUAGGCUGCCCAACUGUUUCUUUCGCUGUGGUUGACCUUUAAAACUGUUCCAGGCAACAAAGACCAAAAAAAAGCUCAAGUUAUUGCAAA